This is a messenger RNA of Triticum dicoccoides, 998 nucleotides long. RefSeq lists its product as uncharacterized. The record is from RefSeq and is a predicted model, not a curated record. The coding region runs from base 31 to 447 and encodes 138 amino acids. The transcript is spliced from 2 exons. Lineage: Eukaryota; Viridiplantae; Streptophyta; Magnoliopsida; Poales; Poaceae.
CGUAUCUUAUCCAUUUCUCUCGCUCUGGCGAUGGCGACGGCGACGGACCGACUUCUGCGGAGACGGCGCGGCGAGGCGGGGCAGGUGCUGCAGAGGAUGGAGGACGCCGGAGCAGAGCACGACAGCUCCCGCCUUCGCUGCUGUCCGCGCGCGCCCGCGUGCUCGCCUCCGUCCGCGCCGGAGAGCUGCUGUCCGCGCGCGCCUCGCCUCCGUCCGCGCCGGAGCGCUGCUGUCCGCGCGCGGCUCACCUCCGCCCGCGUCCUGCCGCGUCCCAACCGCGCCGGGAGACCGCCUCUGCCUGCCGCGCGCGCUGUACGCGUCCGAGUCUCUGACGUCCAACCGCGCCGGGAGACCGCCUCUGCCUGCCGCGCGCGCUACAAUGAAACCAUCCCGGCCCGAAUUGGAGUUCGAUGCUAUAAAUUGAAUUGUUAUUGGCCGGAAUCGUGAACCAGGCCAGCGCCACCAGCGAGCAAUGCACCGUCGCUUGGGGUAUGAUACAGAUAAUUCUUCCCUUGCUUCUCCUGUUUCCUGCCGUAUAAUUUUGCAAUUCACCUGCUACUAUGUGAUCUUGCAAUUGCCGUACUUAUGUUUCCUGCCGUAUAAUGUUGCAAUUCAUCUGCUACCAUCUGAUCUUGCAAUCUGUUUUUGAGUUAUUGAGUAUUAAUAGUUGCUCAAUCUGUUUUUGAUCUGUGAAUAUUGGUGUGUUUAUGUGCCCUUGCUAGAAAUCUUAGCAAGUUUCUUAUCCUGAUUAUUAGGGGUUUCAUUGAUUGAACUAUUGAGAAAUUUGUAUGCUCCCUGGGGUACUGCUUCUGGUAGGAAUAAUUUUUCUUAGAGGUGAAGAGGAUCCUGGUUCAGCGUCAGUGAACUUCGAACUCUUGUGGGUACUGGGAGAAACAUUCGGAGAAGGUUUUGCUUUAGCCUGCAGCGGUGUUGAUAUUGGAUUAGAUGCGCCACUUCUUGAUAUUUACAGGUGAUGCUUGGGAUUCAUCUGGGAUCUA